Molecule: messenger RNA, 618 nt
Organism: Leishmania mexicana MHOM/GT/2001/U1103
Lineage: Eukaryota; Euglenozoa; Kinetoplastea; Trypanosomatida; Trypanosomatidae
Exons: 1
Coding region: 1-618 (205 amino acids)
Source: RefSeq, a predicted model, not a curated record
AUGCCGCUAAAGAAGAAGGAGGAGGUGUGCGGGAAGCCAAACCAGUACAACCUGGAGACCCUCCAGUAUGACUGGGGCGAGCUCCCCGACACCCACAUCCAGGUGCCUCCGCAGCAGCCCCGAGUACGAGACUACGCUGCCCUUGCUGGCUCUGGCGCAGCCGGCAAGAGAGUAAAUCCCAUCACACACCAGCCGCUGCCGUCCCCUGGCGCCGGGUUUGGCGGCGUCGGCGCGGUUUCGCCAACGCCGUUGCCAUCGCCGUCGAGACCAGCUCAAGAAGCGAUGCGGCGCGUGCCGUUGCCGCCGGUUCAUCAUGGCAACCGAGAUCACGUGGCGGAUCUGUUUGGUGGUGGUGACGGUGGCGCUAGGCAAACACCUGCGCGUGAACCGCAGCGAAGAGCGCUGCCGCCGCCACUCGUAGCGAAGGAGUUGCCGCAAGCUCUGCCGUAUCCUUCUUCCGACGUGAACGGUCGAGGCGGUGCAGUGCACGGCAACGCCGCUGCAUCGCCACCGGAGCCGUGGGGCGCUGACGCUUUUAACGUCGCGUGGUCGCACGAGGACAUCAAGUGGGUUGUGCACACAAACAGCUUAGAGGCUCACCGCUCCUACCUGCGAUAG